AUGGUGAUGAGUCAAACUUUGAUCCGUAGUCUCUUGCUAUUUCCCGGCUCUUCUGCUACUCCAAUUGUCUCCUAUUUACUUUUCAAAAAGCAUAGCCCCUGCUGCUGUUCAUCAUCACUGGUGGCAAUUCUUCUUGCUGUGUUGUCGGAGUUGCUUGAAGAAAGUGAUUUGCUUUGCUGUGAAUAA
Ilex paraguariensis (yerba mate) is the source of this 186-nucleotide messenger RNA. The record is from the annotation of a GenBank genome assembly. Lineage: Eukaryota; Viridiplantae; Streptophyta; Magnoliopsida; Aquifoliales; Aquifoliaceae.